CAGUGGGCGGGGCUUACAGCACGGUGUCGCACGCGCUCGGUGUGGCUCAGUGAAACAUUUCCCGCAUUUCUCUCUCGAGCUGGACAUUAAUCCUGCGGUUUUAACCAAGCGGAGGAGCCCCGAGGCGCAGAGAGCGGCAAAAUGAGCAAAGUGCAAGGAGGCACGAAAUGCAUUAAAUACCUGCUUUUCAUCUUCAACUUCAUAUUCUGGCUUUCUGGUUCAUUGGUGGUAGCAGUGGGACUGUGGCUGAGGUUUGAUCCUAGCAUCCUUUCAUUACUGAAAGAUAAUGAGGCCCCCCAGACCAUCUUUUUUGCUGUGUAUAUUCUGAUCGGAGUAGGAGGAAUCAUGAUGCUCGUGGGUUUCUUCGGGUGCUGUGGAGCCGUGAGGGAGUCGCAGUGUCUUCUGGGAUUGUUCUUUUCCUGUCUGCUGAUCAUUUUUGGUGCAGAAGUGGCUGCAGGAAUUUUUGGCUUCUUGAGCAAAGAUCAGAUUAUUAAACAGGUUAAAGACUUCUACACCACCUCCGCAGCUGGAAAUGGCAACAGCACAGUCACUUCCAUGUACCAUGCUACUCUUGAGUGCUGUGGAGUCGAGAGAAAAUCUAAUACGUCGCUGUGUCCUGAUAAUAAUAGCAAGGACUGCAUCAAAGCCAUAGAGGAUUUUUUCAGUGAGAAACUCUUCAUCAUUGGAUAUGCGGGUAUUGGCAUUGCAGGAAUCAUGAUAAUUGGUAUGAUCUUCAGUAUGGUUCUAUGCUGUGGUAUUCGGAGCAACAGGGAGGUCCUAUAGAUGCUCAUAGGCCUCCUACUUAAGGCUGAACUGUCCUGAAUCCCCUGUCCUGACCUCACUGAGCCAUCACAUUUGAAAGGCUCACAUAAAAUAGUGUAAGAUAUUGUUGCAGCUUUAUAAUAAUCUUUUGUUUCUUUGUUUAAUUGUAUGUCUUUGUGCUGAAUCACCACUGCAUGGACUGAGAGUGUAACUGAAUUAACAUGACCUUAUAUUAUUUUGUUUAUCUGGGAGAGCAGUUACGAUUACAGCCUGAUUUUUAUGAUCAGUUUAGACAUUACCAAACAGAGAAGCUUGGGCAACAUUCUGUUUUUCUCCUUCUCCUACUAUGCAUUACACAACUUUGGUAAUGUAAAUACUGUAUAUAUAGAAAAGGUACUACUUGCUUUCUGUUGAUGCCUUGGAAUGUUAUUUAGUAGCCCAUGUUUGCUGUAGUAAAGUGUUUAGUUUAGGUUAUGAGUAAUGCUUUGUAAAUGUUUAGGUGGUUUGUAAGUGAUUCAUGUUCACGCUGCCAUAUUUGCAAAAACAUGAUUCGAAGAUGACUGCAACAGCACAGUAUUGAGUGGUGAGGCAUGAACAUAUACCACUCACACUUACCCAAAACCGAGAGGAAUACAUGUUGCUUGUAGUGCAGUGUGAAAACCCUUGCCCUUGUAAACUGUCAAUCCUUUAUAGUAAUGUCUUAAAUACUACCACCUACAGUACCCUUGCAUUCUUCCAUGAAUGUGUCAGCACUGCCUCCAUACUGUUAGUCAGAAGUUCUAUAUCAGUGAAACAUUAAGCACAGCUUUGUGUGGGUAACAAUUAUAGUAUCACAGUUCUUUAAUCACACGAGCACAACUUGGGUGAACUGAUACCUUGCUGUGCCUUUAAUCACACAUUCAGUAUGGCACCUUCCUUUCCUACCUAAGCAUGCUGUGAAUGAUAAAAAUAUGCCCUUGUAUAUAUCAUGAGUUUAUAUUUCUCCUAGAACAUUUCUAACUUGCUUGGGUAAUGCUUUGUUCUUUGAAUACAUGGUGGUAUGGGUUUAGCCGGUUGUUAAAACACAAAAAAAUUAUCAAUGAGUUCCACAGCAUGUGUUUUGUAGCUAUCUCUAAAUAUGAUUUAUGACUGCUUUGAAAAAAAUAAAUAAACGGUAAUAAAAAAA
Molecule: messenger RNA, 1927 nt
Organism: Pangasianodon hypophthalmus (striped catfish)
Lineage: Eukaryota; Metazoa; Chordata; Actinopteri; Siluriformes; Pangasiidae
Gene: tspan2a
Product: tetraspanin 2a
Exons: 8
Coding region: 142-783 (213 amino acids)
Cellular component (GO): membrane
Source: RefSeq, a predicted model, not a curated record